AUGGAGCAAAGUGAACGCGACCUGUUGGAGGAAGCCAACAAUGUCACCACCUUGGGCGAAUAUUUCGCGUGGGUGCAACGGUGUGACGAGUAUAUUGAACAAUCGGAAGGACAAAGUCGUGCUAAGCGUCCGCGGCUAUCUAUCGGCAAUAGACAAUCGUUAGUGGCUCGAAUCGUGCGGCUCGAGGGGGUGAAGAAGCGUUUGGAAAGGCGCUUUAUACAUUUCGGUGGUGAUUACGCCGAACAACCUUCCAGCGCGAAACUCUCUUGGCGAGAGAUUGAGACUGCGUUUGAAAACCGUGUACUAACCGGCGCGGUGAUUAAUGAAGACUACGUCGACCUGCGACAAUUCCUGGAAGCUGCCCGUGAUGUAGUGCUGGAGCAUGUGCGGAACGCUAUUGACAGAUACAACAGCGUAAAAGUGAACACAGUGUUCAACGGAGAGUUCGUGGCAGGUGAGAAGACCGCUAAUAAGAGUAUAAACACGAAAAAUCGUGGCCUCUUCUCUACGUCUGAUCUGCAAGAAUGGUACGAGCAAUACUACAAUCCCUUGCACGCGGGGUGUUACAUCACAUUACCGGAGGAGAUCAAGACGAAGAGAGCAGUGGUUAACGUGCAAUCGAUGGACAAUGCAUGUUUCGCGUGGUCGGUGGUCGCCGCUCUGUAUCCGGCGGAAAGAAACGCGGAACGCGAAUCUUCGUACCCGCACUACACAACGGUGCUGAAUCUCCAAGGCAUAGAGUUUCCAAUGUCAAUGAAAAACAUUGCGAAGUUUGAACGUCUGAACGACAUUUCCAUAAACGUGUUCGGUACCGAGGAACAGAAUAAAAAAAUAAAUGUGUUGCCGCUACGACUCACCGAUGAGAAGAAAGCUAAGCACGCGAAUCUGCUGUACGUGCAAGAUGCGCAGAACAACAACGUGGGACAUUUCACAUGGAUCAAGAAUCUAUCCCGCUUGGUGAGCUCCCAGAUAAAUAAGCAGAACAGGCAAAAAUACAUUUGUGAUCGAUGCCUGCACUACUUCUACACUAAGGAGAAGUUAGAGGCCCACACCGUGGAUUGCCAACAGCUGAACGACUGCGCAAUCGUUCUACCAAACGAAGAGGACAAGUGGCUAACAUUCACCAACUACAACAGGAAGGAGCGAAUGCCGUUUGUAGUAUAUGCAGACCUUGAAUGUGUAUUGCAGAAGACGGAGGAGGACGACCCGAAACUGUACCAGCGUCAUCAGGUAUCCAGUAUAGCGUAUUACGUGCGAUGCUCCUACGACGAAGCGUUAUCCGGGUACCGAUCCCGUCGCGAUAAGGAGUGCGUGUCAUGGUUCGUUGAACAACUAAAAGAGUUAGCGUAUCGCGUGAAAGCGAUUUUGUCGAGAAAUGUCCCCAUGAUAGAAUUAACGCGAGAUGAGCGCGAAAAAUUUAACAACGCAACGCAGUGUCAUAUCUGCGAGAAACUGUUCACGUCAGAUGACACGCGGGUUCGCGAUCAUUGCCAUCUCACCGGUCAGUACAGAGGUCCCGCGCAUUCUAAUUGUAACUUAAAUUACAAAGAUUCGCAUACCAUUCCAAUAGUGUUCCAUAAUUUAUCCGGCUACGACGCGCAUUUUAUCAUUACGGAAAUAGCCACCGCCAGUAGCCUGGAUAAAUUGUCAUCAUUUCUCAGUAAAGAUAAACUUAAAACGUUACGAUCCGAAUUUGCGCACCUCUCUACCGACGACUUUCAGUUAUUGACACGAAAGGGCGUGUUCCCUUACGAGUACGUGGACUGCGCCGAUAAAUUAGAGGAUACUCGCUUACCGCCGCGCGAAUCGUUUUUUAGUUCCUUAACGGGUGUCAUGGUAUCCGAGAGCGAUUACGCGCACGCUGUCAACGUGUUGCAACGGUUCGCCAUUCGAACGUUAGGCGAGUACAGCGACCUAUAUCUAAAAACGGAUGUCUUGUUGUUGGCCGACGUAUUUGAAAAUUUCCGCGAUAGCUGCAUAAAGAGUUACGGUCUUGAUCCCGCAUACUAUUACACUUUGCCCGGUUUUACGUGGGACGCGAUGCUCAAGCAUACGCGUAUCAAUUUUGAAUUGUUAACUGAUAUCGACAUGGUCAUGUUCAUAGAACGCGGUAUACGCGGCGGCCUAAGUCAGUGUUCGCAUAGGUACGCGCAAGCCAACAAUAAGUACAUGCAGUCGUAUGAUCCAUCGAAACCUUCAUCUUACCUAAUGUACUUUGAUGUUAAUAACUUAUACGGCUGGGCAAUGUGUCAACCACUGCCCUAUGCCAAUUUUCGAUGGGUCAACGACAUUUCCAAUUUUAACGUAAACGUGAUUGCUCCGGAUUCGCCAAAAGGGUACGUACUCGAAGUCGAUCUCGAGUAUCCGCGGCAUCUCCAUGACGCGCACACUGACCUGCCGUUCUGUCCGACGCGCGAUAAGCCGCCAGGCAAACGGCAGGAUAAGUUGUUCGCAAUUUUAUACGACAAGAAACGGUACGUCAUCCAUUACCGCAACUUGCAACAGUGUACGCGUCACGGUCUUCGCGUCACAAAAAUCCAUCGCGUAUUAGAAUUCGCGCAAUCUCCAUGGCUCCGCGAUUAUAUUGAACUAAAUACACGAUUUAGAACGGCCGCUACCAACGAUUUCGAGAAAAAUUUAUACAAAUUAAUGAACAACGCGGUAUUUGGAAAAACCAUAGAGAACGUGCGCAAUCACGUAGAUGUUAAACUUUUAACGAAAUGGAACGGACGAUUCAGCGCGGAGGCAAUGAUCGCGAAACCCAAUUUUCAUAGUCGUAGUGUCUUUUCAUCAAACCUGGUCGCGAUCGAGAUGCGUAAGCUCGAGGUGAAAUUCAACAAAUCGAUCUACGUAGGUAUGUGCAUCCUCGACAUAUCCAAGGUCUGUUUGUACGAGUUUCACCACGAGUACAUGUUACCGUUAUAUCACGACAAAUGCAAGAUCAUGUACACAGAUACCGAUAGUUUAAUUUAUCAUAUUGAGUGCGAGAACGUGUACGAACAAAUGAAAUGCGACAUUGCGCGAUUUGACACCAGCGAUUACGCGUCCGACAACAUUUAUGGAAUACCGCUCAUGAAUAAAAAGAUACCAGGUCUUAUGAAAGAUAAGAACAACGGCGCGAUAAUGACGGAAUUCGUGAGGCUCAGAGCGAAAAUGUACGCUGUGAAAGUAGACGGUAAAAAGGGUACCAAAAAGGCGAAAGGUGUUAAGAGUAACGUAGUCGCACGAAAAAUAACUUUUGAUGAUUGCGUGCAGUGUUUGAGGGAAAAGAUUAAAAUGAGUCGAGAUCAGUCCCGUAUAACAUCGCAGCUGCACAAAGUGUACACCGUUCGCGAGACGAAAAUCGCUCUGAGUCCGUACGACGAUAAGCGCUAUGUCGUACCCGAUUCCACGAACACGCUACCGUGGGGACAUUUGCGGAUACCAUUGUAA
Ooceraea biroi (clonal raider ant) is the source of this 3432-nucleotide messenger RNA. RefSeq lists its product as uncharacterized. The record is from RefSeq and is a predicted model, not a curated record. NCBI's taxonomy places the organism in Eukaryota, Metazoa, Arthropoda, Insecta, Hymenoptera, Formicidae.